Molecule: messenger RNA, 1387 nt
Organism: Arabidopsis lyrata subsp. lyrata
Lineage: Eukaryota; Viridiplantae; Streptophyta; Magnoliopsida; Brassicales; Brassicaceae
Exons: 6
Coding region: 59-1045 (328 amino acids)
Cellular component (GO): plastid-encoded plastid RNA polymerase complex
Source: RefSeq, a predicted model, not a curated record
UUAUUUCUCGAAAUAUCUAAUCCACAGUUAGAACACUCUUGAGCUUUAUCCGCUUCCCAUGGCGUCAACCGCCGCUUCUCCUUCCUUAUCUCUACUCUCAUUCACCUCAAAACCACCGUCUUCCUCCGCCACGCAGCGGCUAUUUGCGUCAUUCAGAACGGACGGCGGUUUCGCUCCUUUAACACUCAAAUCCCGCCGCGGACGUGGUAUCAUCGUUAAAGUAGACGACGUCGAUGCUGAUGGAGGUGGACCGGACGAGUACGACAUGGAUGAUGAGGAGGUAGAGGAAGUUGACAACAAGAAGGACUAUGACGUCGAGUAUGACCCCUUGGCCGCCGCGAUGGCGGCUGCAGGCGGUGGUGGUGAUGGAGAUAUCGCUUUUGUUCAGAGUAAGAGUUUUAUAUCGACACAGGGAUGGGAUUCGGAGAUGGUGGUGGAUUAUCGGAUAAACGAAGAUGAGUUUCAUAAAAUCAGCUUAAUGGACUGUGAUUUCUUUAUCAGAAAACCUCCUGAUCCAGAUAACGAUGUUUAUGAUUUCAGAGAGAUGUAUGUAACUCCUCCUGAUACAGAUAUUUACUCAAUUCCGAGAGUUCUUGCACCAAUGCCUCAAAAGUAUAUUCGGUGUGCAAUGAGUGAUUAUGGAUGUUACAAUGUCACUGAACCACCUAUUGAUGCUCCCCGGGAUCCACUGUACAAAUCUGAGAGGGAGAUAUCUAAGGUUUUCUUGACAAAGCAUUACCGGAACAGAAGGACAAACGACCCAGAAUUUGUGCUAGAUCUUGAAGAGAUCUAUGUUAUUGAUUCCAAGACAAAGUCAAUCACCAGAGCCAGAGUUCUGGUGACAGUUCCAGGAGGAAGAAAAAGAGAUAGGAAGGAUGACUUGCUCGUGAUACGAGAUAAUGGAACCUCCUUUAAGAUCAUACACGUGGGUGAAAGAGAUGACCCAACAACGGUAAUAGAGAGGGAAGAGUGGAGCAAGACCCGAGAAGACAUGGAGAAACAUCUCAGGAAGCUACGAGACUUCAGUGUCUCAAAUUGGUUCUAAAAAAUCCCGAAAGAAACAAAACAGACAAGUCAGUUUCUUCCUGGGAUAUAAUACGAGAGCAGAUGAUGUCAAUCAAUGAUAGGGUGGAGGGUAAACAAUUUUUGUGACCUCAGUUGGUACUUCACUAGAACAGAGAUGAAUAUGGGACUCUAGAAAAAAGUGUGUAGUAGAUGCAAUAGUUUGAUGGACUAACAUUCGAUGGAUAGAGAAGCUAGCUUAUUUGCAAAUUUUGAGGUGUUUAAUUCAAGUUCUCAAUUGAUGAUUAUAAUGGCUUGUAGUAUUAUUCUUGUGAUGAGAUAUUUUCAUAUUCAAGAUUGGAACAAAGUGUUUGUAUUUGGGAAA